AUGGAAGCUAGAAAAGACCAGAAAACUCAUAAUCAAGAAAAACGAGCCGUGGGCUUAGUGACUAUCAGUGAAGCGAAGAUUAAUGUGGGAGAAACCAGCUCUGGAAAAGGCUCGUGUCCUCUGUGCUCCAGAACACACGGAUUAACAGGGUGCGACAAGUUCCAGAGCAUGUCAAUAAAGGAGAGGAUAGAAAGGGUGAAAAGAUUACGUUGUUGUUUCUUGUGUCUGAGAAUGGGCUACAUUGUCCCUGAGUGUUGGUCACGCUUCAGAUGUGGCAUGGAUGGGUACAAUGAGAAGCAUUCUAAACUGUUGCAUCAAGAACGAAGGGAGGCACUUACUGCAAAUAUGUCAAACACAAGCAAGGGUGGCGUAAAGCGAGACAUUCAGGACAAGAGACAGCUAAGAAAACCCAUACAGCUACAAAGGGGACAUUUGACUGUCGAGGAAAAACGCCAAGAUGGUGCUGCCCAUAGUGAGUGUGAAGAUUUGGGGCAAGGACUCACACCAAUGAAACCACAUCAGAACUUUAACUCUCCUGGACUCAGGCAGCGACAGGUCGGAUUGCACCAAAGAUCUGGAGCAGAAAUAAGGGUGAAAGGGACACCCACCCUGGUAGCCAUGGGUAUACUUGCGCAAGAAACGAUACACAAGUCAGCUGAAGUAGAGGUGGCGGGCGCAGGCAUGAAACGAGGCAGGGCCAUACCGAUGCCGAAAGUACUCAUUAUACAAAAUUUCCUCACAACGCUGCGCAACUCCGUUGUGACAGCAAGUGAUAUUUCAAGGUGGACCCAUCUGCGAGGUGUGGAGUUCCCAGAACCACGGAGCAACAGCAUGGAACUUCUGAUAGGACAAAAUGUGCCACAGGCCUUAGUACCUUUGGAGGUCAGAGCAGGAAGGGAAAGAAUGCCAUUCACAGUAAGAACACCACUGGGAUGGACAGUGAAUGAACCGGUUGGGCACCAAGACGUAAAAGGGAUCUACAUAUUGGGAUGCCUGAUGACCGAAACUACCGUGAGUCCUGAAACUUGUCUGGAAAGACAAGUUAAACUUUUUUGGAAGCUUGACAAUGGGGAUGCGGGAGCCCUGCAGUCAGCAGCGUAUUCACUUGAGGACAAAGGAGUGUUGAGGCUAUGGUCAGAGACUGACAUCAAAACGAAUUGCCAUUACCGAUUUCCCAUACUGUUCCGUGAUGAGAACGCGGAACUCCCAAACAACAAGGCCAUGGUGGAGUGCCGACUGGAUGGGCUUAAAAGGAGACUGUCCAAGGAAGCACAGUUGCGAGAAGAAUAUGUGGGGGAAAUAAAUAAACUGCUCGCUGAAGGAUAUGUUGAAUCGGUGCCUGAGCUCCAGCGGGAUUCAGAUACUGGACUGGUUUGGUAUCUGCCUCAUCACCCGGUGUUGAACUCAAUGAGCCAAACAAAGUAUGCAUAG
Molecule: messenger RNA, 1431 nt
Organism: Homarus americanus (American lobster)
Lineage: Eukaryota; Metazoa; Arthropoda; Malacostraca; Decapoda; Nephropidae
Exons: 2
Coding region: 1-1431 (476 amino acids)
Source: RefSeq, a predicted model, not a curated record